This is a messenger RNA of Telopea speciosissima, 945 nucleotides long. RefSeq lists its product as uncharacterized. NCBI's taxonomy places the organism in Eukaryota, Viridiplantae, Streptophyta, Magnoliopsida, Proteales, Proteaceae. The transcript has 4 exons. Bases 1 to 945 code for a protein of 314 amino acids. The record is from RefSeq and is a predicted model, not a curated record.
AUGGAGCAGCUGCAAAGACCCAGAAAAGCUUUUGUUUCCUCAUUCUCGGCCAGUGACACUGCCAUGAUUGAUUCCCUUAUGCAUCAGCUUUCUGGAGAGUUUUCAAUUAAAGAUAUUGGCCCUCUAUACUUUUUUCUGGGCAUUGAGGUGGUUAAGAAUUCUCGUGGAAUUGUCCUGACCCAGUCUCGGUACAUUUGUGAUUUAUUGAAGCGCACAGGAAUGGUUGACUGCAAAUCGAUCAAGACACCUAUGGCCACUACAGGUAAACCAUCUGAUUCAGGGGGUGCUCUUAUGUCUGACCCUACUAAAUAUUGGUCUGUUGUUAGAGCUCUACAAUAUGUGACACUCGGCCCGAUGUCAGUUUCUCAGUCAACAGGGCAUGCCUUCUCCGAUGCUGAUUGGGCCGGUAACAGUGCAGACCGCAAGUCCACAGGUGGAUUUGCUAUUUUCCUUGGGCCCAACCUGAUUUCUUGGACCUCCAGAAAUCAAAGAACUGUGGCACGCUCUAGCACAGAGGCCGAGUACAAGGCCCUGGUUGAUGCGUCGGCCGAACUUAUCUGGUUGGAGUCCCUUAUGCGUGAGCUUGGUUACCCAUUGGCUGGCCAGUAUGAGAAGUGCGAGACUGCCAAGUCCAUGUGGGACUUGGUAAGGCUCGACUAUGGCGGUAUAUCCAUGACCAAACUUAGGUCCAUGACCAAAUUUAGGUCCAUGACCUUGAAGUUUGAGAUGUACCGUAAGGACCCCAAACACACUAUGGUUGAAUACCUUAGGGUCAUAAAAGACAUGAUCCAACAAUUAGAUGAUACUGGGAAACACCUUACCGAUGAGCAGCAAGUACAGGCUAUCAUCAGGACGUUGCUUGAUUUCUGGGGGCAGAUAAAGAUAGUUCUGACACAUAACGAUACUGUCAAAACAUUUAAUGACAUUGCCGCUCAUGUGGAAUAA